This is a messenger RNA of Striga hermonthica, 339 nucleotides long. NCBI's taxonomy places the organism in Eukaryota, Viridiplantae, Streptophyta, Magnoliopsida, Lamiales, Orobanchaceae. The record is from the annotation of a GenBank genome assembly.
AUGCUUAACAAAAGGUGGUCAGCCAUAGCGACUCAUCUUCCGGGAAGAACCGACAACGAGAUAAAGAACUUUUGGAACACACAUAUGAAGAAGAAGAUGAUCCAGAUGGGCUUUGACCCGAUGACCCAUCAGCCCAGAACCGACAUCUUCUCCAGCCUCGUAGCUCUAGCCAAGCUGAUCGAGAAUCCAGCCGGCUGCUGGGAGCUGGAGCAAGCCGUACGGCUCCAAACCGAAGCCGCCCACAUGGCCCGACUCCAAAGCCUCAUCCUCCAAAACCUCCCAAAGUCAAAUUACCAUUUUGACCCCAAACAACUUCCAAAAUAUCAACAGCAACAAUAG